AUGCCGCCGAGUGUGAACCUCGUCAAGCACUGGUCCAAGUUCGGCCCCGAGUUUGGCCGCACCUCGCGCCACUUGUCGCCGUACGAAGUGCACCCGGUGCGUAGCAUCAUCACGACAAUGCCGUACAAGACGGUCCGCAAGAUCAAAGAGAACGGGGCAGUGCUCAUCCCUGCGAUGCUUCUGCUCGUGGGGACCGUCAAGUGGGGGAUCAAAGCCAACGACGAGGAGCACCGCACGCACUGGAGCUAA
Messenger RNA from Hyaloperonospora brassicae, 249 nucleotides. NCBI's taxonomy places the organism in Eukaryota, Oomycota, Peronosporomycetes, Peronosporales, Peronosporaceae. The record is from the annotation of a GenBank genome assembly.